UUAGGUGCUUGUUUGAACACAGGUACAACUUUAAAAGUCACCUUUUGAUGUUUUAAUAGCAUAUUUCUUUGGAAAUGCAUCUGUAUUUACUCUUUCAUUGCUAAUAUCCUUUCAGUGUUUGUUGGAACACCUGCCGGCAGUUGUAGGUUAGUACUUCUUGUUUAUAUAUGCUGCCAUUUGAUUUCAAUGCUAGGGAUUUUCACAGAACAUGGUGGCAUCGACUCUAGGAGGAAUAUAUCGGGGAGGGGGUUUCUCUCCAGUGAAGUGGUAUACUUGUAUUUCUCUCCCUUUCAGUAUUGCUGUAGUUUUAGCAUUCCCUUUUAACACAGUCACACCAGCAAAUCCCCAGCUUGGUAGGACCGGAAGUGCUGGAACUAAAGAGAUUAUGACUGAUUAUGUGCUGGGAUAGUGCAUAUAUAGACCAAAAUCAUCCUUAAUUCCAAUUACAAUGACAUUUUUAGCCGAAGUUGUUGACCUUUGCUAGUAUUUUUUUAGAACACAAGAGAAGGCAAUUGAAUCUGGAUUUUUUAUGGUCUAACAGAAAUAAAAGUUUCAGCAACUCAGAGCUAAUGGGAGCCCAAGUGGCAUUGUCUUAGAUUUAAUGAAUCAGUGGCACUAAGGCUAUUUUUUGCAUUUAUAUAUAGGAAUUUCAGUUCAUUGUAAUCAUAAUGGCUAAUCUUACUUAUUCCCUUCACUUUUCUUCUGCACAAAUAUAAAACACAUGUACACAAGAUUUCCUGGGUAUGGCACAUUCAUUAUAUGAUAAUCUUAAAACAAUACUGCAUCACACGUUUGUGCAUGUGGAGGUCUGAUGAUGAGCACCAUCUUCUUGUGAAGUGUGUAAAGGAGCCUGCAAGGCAGGUGUAUGUGUAUUUUUUAUUAAAUUAUGAUGUGUUGCUAAAACUUCUUUUUUUCCUAAUGUAGAAAAAUACGCAAGUUUGCAGGAGGUGAUGGAAGUGCAACUUACUCUUCCUUUGACAAAAUAAGCAGAGUGGAGGAGCCACCAGAAUUGUCAUCCAGGAUCAGCAGCUUCUUUGACUCAGUAUUGCGCAGAAGGAGCAGGGAGGGGUAUGGAUGAAAAGAGGGAAACGGGUAGCUGAUAAAGGGACUGAAACUGAACAUAGCAGUGGGACGAAACGCAGAAUUUCCAGAUCUGAGCAUACUUUGCAGUGGUCCAAGGAUUUUGGAAAGCUAUCAAAUAUAGAAAAAAGUCUGGUUAGUUCCAGGCAUUCUGGUGUUUCUGAUGAGCUGUCAAGCGAAGAGGAUACAGAUACCAUGAGUCAGAGAGUUUUACUGCGUAGAAGUGUAGAAGGUGCCCUUACUGUCGAUAACAAUCAGAGCGACAAUCAGAGCAAGAAGUCUUCUCUAGGUUCUAUAUCUGCUUCUCCAAACCAGUCAGUAUCACAAGUCAAGGAAGUAGUGAAAUCUAUGCAAGACUCUGACAGCGUAGUGGAUUCAGAAGUUGACACAGCACUUCUUCAUGAGGAAACCAAAUCCCAUUACAGCAGUGGAUCUCGAAGUGGCAGUGUAUCCCAUAGAGACUCAGAAAGCACCCGUCAUGACUCAGAGACAGAGGAUAUGCUGUGGGAUGACUUGCUUCAUGGGCCCGAGUGCCGCUCCUCUUACACUAGUGAUAGUGAAGAAGCCAAAGGGAAAGAUGCAAAAGGAAGCAAACGAGAUCUGAAGGAAGAUGUCUUUCAGCAGAACCACUUGUUCUGGCUUCAGAACACAAGUCCUGCCUCUACCAAAGUGAGUGCUCUUAUCUGGGAGGGGAAUGAGUGCAAGAAGGUGGACAUGUCUGUACUGGAGAUCAGUGGGAUCAUCAUGAGUAAGGUCAAUGCUUAUCAACAAGGAGCUGGUUAUCAGUGGCUGGGAAAUAUUGUCACCAUUGGUUUAGCCUUCCUUCCCUUCCUCUAUCGACUUUUCCACACAAAGACCUUGGAGCAGUUGUGGUCACUUUCUAUAAAAGAACUUUUAUAUAUCUUCUGUGGGGCUCCCACAAUUCCUCCUGUUGUUAUGCUUUCUGUCAUCAUCUUCCUUGAACGUCUGUGCCUCACCUGGAUGUUUUUCUUCAUGAUGUGUGUUGCAGAGAGAACAUAUAAGCAGCGAUUUUUGUUUGCUAAACUUUUUAGCCAUAUUACCUCUGCUCGGAAAGCCAGGAAAUAUGAAAUCCCUCAUUUCAGACUCAAGAAGGUGGAAAACAUUAAGAUCUGGUUAUCGCUUCGCUCCUACCUGAAGAGGCGAGGCCCACAGCGAUCUGUUGAUGUAGUUGUAUCUUCCAUCUUUUUACUGGCUCUUUCCAUUGCUUUCAUAUGCUGCGCACAGGUUUUAAAAGGUCACAAGACAUUCUUGAAUGUAGCUUACAACUGGGAAUUCCUAAUCUGGGAAACAGCCCUGCUUCUCUUCUUGCUACGGUUGGCAUCCCUGGGCUCUGAAACCAACAAGAAAUAUAGUAAUAUUUCCAUUUUGCUCACUGAACAGAUAAACUUGUAUCUGAAGAUGGAGAAGAAGCCAAACAAGAAGGAACAGCUCACUCUGGUGAACAAUGUCCUAAAACUCUCUACGAAACUCCUGAAGGAGUUAGAUACACCCUUCAGAUUGUAUGGCCUGACAAUGAACCCCUUAAUCUAUAACAUCACACGUGUGGUGAUCCUGUCAGCAGUUUCUGGUGUCAUAAGUGAUCUGCUGGGAUUCAACAUCAGAUUGUGGAAAAUCAAACCAUGAAGAGAGAAGGCCCCAAGCAAAGGCAUAAGAAUUAGAAGCAGUCCUUCAUAGACACGUAUGGCAGUUGAAGGUGCUUUCGAAAUUGUGCCAGUUCUCACAUCAACACAAAUUUCAUCCGCUCUUUGUGCAUUCUCAAGACUUCAGAAUAAAUUAAUUUAUUCUCAUUGAGCCUGUGGCUUGAAGAAAUGGUUAAAGAAACCUUAGAAAAUGGUGAGCUUGUAAAAUAAAGCAAUUUUAAUGAAACAAACCUGCAGCUCCUGUGGAGUGCAGCAGCAGGACAUUAAGUCUUGGUUGCAGCAGUUUUAUGGUAUGAAAAAUGCCAAUAUUUGUCUGAUCUAAAAUGUCUUGUUCUGACAGUCGUUUGUAGCCUGAAAAGAAAAAUGCAUGCAUGCUACAUACAUGUUGGAUUCUUUCAGAGGCAGGUGGGCUACUUGUUACUUAAGUUCUGAGUUAGACAGGGCUUGUUUUUUUACAGAAUCACUGUCUUUAUGCUGCUGUUAACUUAUUUUUAACUUUUCAUUAGUGCCUCUGCUGAAAAGCCUUUUCUUGGAUGAUAGUAGGCUUCGCAGCAGAAGUUGCCAUGGGACUCACCUAUUGAUGCUGAUUUGGGAAGAGAGUGAGAAAAUGAAAUUCAUCUCCAUAAUAUGAAUGCCUCUUCUUCAGGCAUUUGCAGUUCAGGUCUCUAGUUGCUUAGUAACACACAAACAGUACCAGAAGGUGGCCUACAGUAGGUCUGCCACAGAGAGAGAGAACAUUUUUCUGAAUAAUUAGCAUUCUCCACAUAACUUAUUAUAUGAAUGCAGACCAACCUAUACAAGCAAAGCAAGCUCUCCAUGAGAAAUUACAGCAAUGUUUAUACACUACUGCAGAGAAUGGGAUUGGAUGUUUUACAUCAUUUAAAAGGCACUCAGCCAGAUUUUUGCUUGGAUACAUUAUACUAUCCAUUGCUGGCAUGUAGUCCUAGAGAGGCUAUGGUUGGGGCACUGUAAGUCCCUGUUUGUUAAAUCUUUGCACACAAGCUUUCCCAAGUAGGAUACUUUGUCCGUGGCUGCUUCACCCAUGGGAAUUUUGUAAAAAUGUAAUGUGUAUACCAUGUGGAAAAUCACAUUACCACACACACACACACACACGGACUCCACAGCAUCUUCCAAAUGUGUAUACAUAUCCAUCUCUAGUUCUUCCAAGUCCACUUAUGGAAACAGUGUAAAUUAGUUUUACAAAAGGACUUGCCAAAUGAUACUGCCCAGUGGAAUCUCAUCAAGUAUUGUAUGCAGUAGUUCAAUAGGAUCUCCUUCAAACAAUACACUUGUCUUAAAUUUUUAAGUAGAGACACUGUCUCUAGAACAUUCAAAGCCACAUAUAUAUUUUUUUUUUUACAAAAUUGUUUGUAUAUGUGUAAACUGUUGGGAGUUUAAAUACUGUUGAUACAAGUUCUUUCAACUGAAUGUUACCAACAUGGGCAAAUAAAAAGAUCAAGGUAGA
Molecule: messenger RNA, 4206 nt
Organism: Varanus komodoensis (Komodo dragon)
Lineage: Eukaryota; Metazoa; Chordata; Lepidosauria; Squamata; Varanidae
Gene: PHTF1
Product: putative homeodomain transcription factor 1
Exons: 13
Coding region: 1075-2724 (549 amino acids)
Cellular component (GO): endoplasmic reticulum
Source: RefSeq, a predicted model, not a curated record